Molecule: messenger RNA, 536 nt
Organism: Hevea brasiliensis (rubber tree)
Lineage: Eukaryota; Viridiplantae; Streptophyta; Magnoliopsida; Malpighiales; Euphorbiaceae
Exons: 2
Coding region: 3-536 (177 amino acids)
Biological process (GO): DNA replication-dependent chromatin assembly; CENP-A containing chromatin assembly
Cellular component (GO): nucleoplasm
Molecular function (GO): histone binding
Source: RefSeq, a predicted model, not a curated record
CAAUGUCAAUUUGCAAGUCAAGGCUGCAGCAGCUUGUGAAUGAAGUAAAGAGUUCCUCAGAAUCAACAAAAUCAUUGGCAAUUUCUGAAUUAGAUGAGGGUGUCCAGCAGUCAUCCAAUGGCUUGCAGAAUGAUAAAGCUGUUACAGAUAAAGAAUCAGAGAUUGAAACACUAAAUGGCCUAUCUGGAGAGCUGGAAAAGAAGCUUGAAGAUCUUCAACAGCUGGCCCUGAACCCAAAAUUUAUUCUUUCUGAAAUCCUGGGAAUGGCAUCUGCCAAGGCAAGAGGCGGUGAGAAAAAUGCAGCUCCAGCUAUUGUGAAUUCUUCACAGAUGGCGGCUGCUAACAGCAGUGGAGGUUUUGACUCUCCAACUGUUCCCACUGCUCACACAAAUAGGGCUGCGGUCACUUAUCUUGGUGUUGUGGGAAGAGGAGUCAAACGAGUGUUGAUGGGUACAGGCUCAGCCGAAUCAAGCCCAAUGAAGAAAGCCACAUUGGACCCCUCAUCAGCAGACAAAGAAGAUGGCAACAACCAUUAG